This is a messenger RNA of Dama dama (fallow deer), 1391 nucleotides long. RefSeq names its product cytochrome c1, heme protein, mitochondrial. The record is from RefSeq and is a predicted model, not a curated record. The coding region runs from base 16 to 1191 and encodes 391 amino acids. Gene Ontology annotation, biological process: mitochondrial electron transport, ubiquinol to cytochrome c. Gene Ontology annotation, molecular function: electron transfer activity; heme binding. The transcript is spliced from 8 exons. NCBI's taxonomy places the organism in Eukaryota, Metazoa, Chordata, Mammalia, Artiodactyla, Cervidae.
CAGACUGGUUAAAUAAUGGCAAUUCUUUGCAAUGAAGGUGUUCUUCCACCGCUCCAGGUCGGGAAAUAUUGUUGGACGAAAGCGUGCAAUAAAGCGGUGGAUUCCAGGUUGGGGGCGUCUAGGCAUAGCCGCGCGGCACAGCUGAUCCUCGGAGAGACCAGCGGCGGGACUAGGAGGCCGACGGGAGCGGUGGCCGCGCUGAAGAGGGCCAAGAUGGCGGCGGCGGCGGCUACGCUUCGCGGGGCAGUGGUGGGCCCGCGGGGCGCGGGGCUGCCGGGAGCGCGGGCCCGAGGUCUGCUGUGUGGCGCGCGGCCCGGGCAGCUCCCACUGCGGACACCCCAGGCAGUGUCCUUGUCAUCGAAGUCUGGCCUGUCCCGGGGCCGGAAAGUGAUUCUGUCAGCGCUGGGCAUGCUGGCGGCAGGGGGUGCAGGGCUGGCAGUGGCUCUGCAUUCUGCCGUGAGUGCUAGUGACCUGGAGCUGCACCCUCCCAGCUAUCCGUGGUCCCACCGUGGCCUCCUCUCCUCCCUGGAUCACACCAGCAUCCGGAGGGGUUUCCAGGUGUACAAGCAGGUGUGCUCCUCCUGCCACAGCAUGGACUACGUGGCCUACCGCCACCUGGUGGGCGUGUGCUACACAGAGGAUGAAGCCAAGGCACUGGCUGAGGAGGUGGAGGUUCAGGACGGCCCCAAUGAGGAUGGGGAGAUGUUCAUGCGCCCAGGGAAGCUGUCUGACUACUUCCCCAAACCAUACCCCAACCCUGAGGCUGCACGGGCAGCCAACAAUGGAGCACUGCCCCCUGACCUCAGCUACAUUGUGCGAGCUAGGCACGGUGGUGAGGACUACGUCUUUUCCUUGCUCACGGGCUACUGUGAGCCACCCACUGGAGUGUCGCUGCGAGAAGGCCUCUACUUCAACCCUUAUUUUGCCGGCCAGGCCAUUGGCAUGGCCCCUCCAAUCUACAAUGAGGUCUUGGAGUUUGAUGAUGGCACCCCAGCUACCAUGUCCCAGGUAGCCAAGGACGUGUGUACUUUCCUGCGCUGGGCAGCUGAACCAGAACACGACCAUCGCAAACGCAUGGGGCUCAAGAUGCUGCUGAUGAUGGGCUUGCUUCUGCCCCUGGUCUACGCCAUGAAGCGGCAUAAGUGGUCAGUCCUGAAGAGCCGAAAGCUGGCCUAUCGGCCGCCCAAGUGACCCUACCCAAUGUCUAUUUGCUGUCCUGAGCUUCAGAGUCCUCAAGCCUGGGAGCCACACUGGGCCUGUUGAGGUCUCAGGUGGCCCUCCUGGCCCAGCCCCUCUUCCUCUGGGACAAGAGGAGGAGGGGCAGGAGCUGGGGCUCCAGCCCCAGUUUUGUUCAGCGCCCACUGUGGAAAUAAAUUAAGUUUCUCAACACA